AGUGUGAGUGUGUGUGUACUAUCAGCAGGACAGGAGGAGAGGAGGAAAGGAGCACGCUGUCCUGCUCUCGUUUGUUGUUCCAUUCUGCUCUAGUUUUUGUUCUCUGUCCAUUCUGCUGUUGCGCUGCCGUGGGUCAGGGAGGGGAAGAUGAGAUGAAAGAGCCAGACAGUGAACCUGGAGAGGAAAGAGCAGCCCGUCUCCACACUAACUAUUAUCAAGAGUCCAACCUCUCCAACUAGAAACCUCUCAACGUCCCUAAGGAUGCAGCGGUCCUUAUGAGCAACGAUAUAAAGAGCUGUACCUAUCGGGAUUGUCAUUAGGUAAAGCCUUCUCCUACCACUCCAGGGGCCCAUCCAUCCCUUCUCCUAGCACUCCAGAGGUACAUCCAAUCUCUUCUCCUACCACUCCAAAGGCCCAUCCAAUCUCUUCUCCUAGCACUCCAGAGGCCCAUCCAAUCUCUUCUCCUAGCACUCCAGAGGCCCAUCCAAUCUCUUCUCCUACCACUCCAGAGGCCCAUCCAAUCUCUUCUCCUACCACUCCAGAGGCCCAUCCAAUCUCUUCUCCUACCACUCCAGAAGCCCAUCCAAUCUCUUCUCCUACCAUUCCAGAGGGUCCAUCCCAUCCCUUCUCCUACCACUACAGAGGCCCAUCUCAUCUACUGUCCAGACUUCCAGCAUCUAGUGUUGGGUUACCCGGUGCACGACCAGACUUUGGGUGGCCUGUCCAGCUCUACCAGACAGUACCACCACCAACUGAACAUCUGUUGCUAAUCCCCAAACCAGUCCCCAGUUCCUCAGCCCAAUCCCACUGCAGGGGAGGAUGGGUGAUGGGCCUUUGAGUUUCCCUGCCCUCUCUCCUUCCGUCUCUCUCAUCCUCGCAUGGAGCCUCCGUCUGACACCUCCAGUUCCCCCUGGGACACCUCCAACUCCCUCUCCAGAUCUCCAGGGCCAUGGCUCCCAGCCCUCCCAGUCUCGCUGCACCCCAACGUGAGUUUUCCUGUGGGCAUCGGCGCCAGCGGAGCCCCCCUGUCCCUGACCCACUCCCUGGCCCUGGUUGCCAUGCUCCUCAUGGACCUCCUGGCCGUCGUUGGCAACCUAGCUGUCAUGGCCGUCAUCACCAAGACGCUGCAGCUGAGGAAGUUUGCCUUCGUGUUCCAUCUGUGUCUGGUCGACCUACUGGCGGCUCUGGUUCUGAUGCCUCUGGGGAUGCUGUCGGACCGGAUCUUGGUGCAUGAUGAGGCACUCUGCCAGAGCUACCUCUGCCUGAGUGUAGGGCUGGUCAGUGCUGCCAUUUUGUCUAUCUCAGCCAUCAACGUGGAGAGGUAUUACUACAUCGUCCAUCCGAUGCGCCAUGAGGUGAAAAUGACAGCAGGGGUGGUUGUGGCAGUGUUAGUCGGGAUCUGGGUCAAAGCUAUUGUGAUGUCAGCUCUGCCUCUACUGGGCUGGGUGCCCCAGGGAAACCAGGGGGUAGGUGUCGGACUUGGAAUAGGACUAGGGAGUCCCAUGAUCCCGGGUCCUCCAAGCCAGAGACGUUGCUCCCUACACUGGACUGGAGGAGGAGGGACCACACGAUUAAUCUUCAUGGUCUUCUUCACCGUUGUCUACUUCCUGUGUGCAGUACUGAUCAUUCUUAUUGUGUACUGUAACAUGUUUAAAGUAGCCCGGGUGGCAGCCAUGCAGCAUGGCCCCUUACCUACCGGGAUGGACACACCUGGGCCCCGCCCUCACCGCUCCGAGUCCCUCAGCAGCCACUCCACCAUGGUUGUCAGCUUGGGGGGCCCUGGGGGCCCAUGUCCUCCACUCCGCACCCCCAGUCAGAGGACCUUCAACGGGGGUAAAGCCGCGGCAGUCCUGGUGGCGGUUGGAGGCCAGUUCCUAUGCUGCUGGCUGCCUUACUUCUCCUUCCACCUGUACGCUGCCCUGGUCUCUACCCCCCAGGCCUCCCUGGUCUCUACCCAGCUGGAAGAAGUCGUGACCUGGAUUGGUUACUUCUGCUUCACCUCCAACCCUUUCUUCUACGGCUGUCUGAAUCGGCAGAUCCGAACAGAGCUGGGCCGAAGCCUGGCCUGUCUCUUUAAGCGGGCGGGGCCGGGCGAUGGGGAUCAGCUGGCCAGCAGAGAGGCCUCCAUCGAGGAGAACUUUCUCCAGUUCCUUCAGGGGACAGGGUUGGAGCCCUCCACCCAGGCACACAGCAGGGCUAGCAGGACCGAGGAGGAGGCGGGGGAGAGGGGCCCUCUUCGAGAUGUACCUCGUCAGGACAACACUCUGGUUCAGGAACACACGCCUGUUGACUUCCACAUCCCUGGACAGAUUAUCGAGAAGACCUCGGAGUCCUUGGAGCAGCAGGAUCUGAAUCUGAACGAUGACAUCAACCUAGCGGAAAACUGCUGCAGAGUAAACAGGACCGUGCUGGACAGUGCCUGAACUCUAGUAUUGGACGUUCAUUCGUACAGUAGGCCUGUUUUUGGACAAGGCAUCAGAGGUAGAAACAUUAAAGCCUUCGUCUGCAGGCCGAACAUCGGCGUAGAAGUCCUGUGGUGGAAACGGCAGGUAGAUGACCUGUCCUUUAGAACGUCUGGGGUUCUAAUUCUAUUUGAUGCUGUUUGACGAUUUUGUUGUCCACCGUUGCUACAGUUGGAUUCUGGGACAUACAUGAUGUACCUAGUCAGUGAGACAUUGCUCUUGAGCUCCAGUUACAGUGAACCUAUCAUAUAGACUUGGUAUCGUCUCUUGAAGAAUUCAGGUUAUUAUCAUUUGCAUUCUUUGGGACUGUCACUUGAAUCAGGGUUCCUCUAGGAGGUAUGAUGAAGGGUUUGGGGGAAAUUCGAAUUUGAAUUCCAGUAAAAUCAGGAAGUAAACUGAAAUUCCAAUUCCAAUCAUCCUCAAUGCUUUUAAAAAAAAAUUAGGUUUACUUCCAAAAUAGACUGAAUUUAAAUGUAAUUGACCCUAACUCUGGUAUAACAACAUUGGUACCCAUUUACCAUUAAGACCAAAACCCAUUACAUCAAAUACAUACAGACAGUCAAUCUACCUCCCCUGUUUCCUGUCAAUCCUCCCACUGAUUUAUAUUCUGGUCAAGGAGAGAACAUCACACUACCACUUCGCAAUCUUUGUUUUAGUGUGGAUGAACACCCCCUCCUCCCCGCACCAAGACAAUCAGUUAAACAAAUAUCAAAUUCCAGUCCUAUAGACAUACAUACAGUAGCAGACAUAGAGGUUAAGAACCAGGUCAACACACAGAUCACAGAAAGGCCGAAUCCAUUUGUAUGAACCGCGUGUUUAUUCCACGUUCACGUUCUCAUUCUCCGCUUCCUAAUGCAACCAAGAAAUGAAUACAGAUUUAGUCACUUUCCAUUUCUGACUGUAUCUCAAUCUGAAGCUCUUAUGGGCCCUGGUCAUAAGAAGUGCACUAUAUGAGGAAUAGGGCGCCAUUUUGGAUGCAGACAAUGUGUUAACAGGAUCAUUUCACAGCUGGUUCUUCGCCAGUGGUAUUUAUAGCAAGCCUGCACAUUAGGUUAUUUUAGACUCUGAAUACAUUACUGCUUUUAUUUGGGCUACUUAUUUGAGCAGAAAGGGUAGCCUAGUGGUUAGAGCGUUGGACUAGAAACCGGAAGGUUGCGAGUUCAAACCCCGAGCUGACAAGGUACAAAUCUGUCGUUCUCCCUCUGAACAAGGCACUGUUCCCAGGCCGUCAUUGAAAAUAAGAAUGUGUUCUUAACUGACUUGCCUGGUUAAAUAAAGGUAAAAUAAAUAAAAAAUAUUGUUGUGUACCUGUGAUAUCACACAGACAACAACUUCUUACUGAUAUUAUCUGGUCUUAUUUUCCAAGAGAAUGUUAUAUAUAUAGAAUGUUGAUGUAGAUUAUUUGGCACGAUUUAUCAAAUGGUUAGGCAAUAAUAACUACUGUUUAGAAUAGAUAAGGUAUGAUGACAAAUCUAGCCUUUCUUUUUUUCCUCCAUAUUUUCCACAGCUCCAUGCUCCAUUUGAGCCCUCUCUCUGUCACGGAAGGGACGUGUGGAGUUUCAGUGUGUUCAAAUGUCAACUUCGUUCAAAAUGUCAGUUGAGAGAGUCGGACAGCAGCAGACAGCUGUUGAAGCCGCUUAUAAAAUGGGGACAAUGGGGACAGAUUCAAAAGAUUUGGGCUGAGUUCCAAAUGGCACCCUGUUCCCUAUAUAGCGCACUCAUUUUUUUAAACCAGAACCCUAUGGGCCCUGGUCAAAAGUUGUGCACUACGUAGGGAAUAGAGUGCCAUUUUCGACAAAACCAAUUGCCAACCUCCACCAAUGUCCCUGGUGUUUACAGGUAAACGUUGGCGAGUGCCUGACAGUACAGGCUAAGUGUUCUGUGGUGUUUACCUAGAAACACCCAUGGCUUGUUGUGGCUACACAGCAAAGGUGACAGACAGGUGUGAUGAAUGAUUCUUACACAUGGCACGCUUUUACCUCAGCCCUUCUCCUGUAUUCUCUCUCUCUCUCUCUGUUUCUGUCUCUCUCUCUCUCUCUCUCUGUCUCUCUGUCUCUCUCUCUCUGUCUCUCUCUCUCUCUGUCUCUCUCUGUCGCUCUCUCUCUCUCUCUCUCUCUCUCUCUCUCUCUCUCUCUCUGUCGCUCUCUCUCUCUGUCGCUCUGUCUCUCUCUCUCUGUCUCUCUCUCUCUGUCGCUCUGUCUCUCUCUCUCUCUCUCUCUCUCUCUGUCUCUCUCUCUCUCUCUCUCUCUCUCUCUCUCUGUCUCUCUGUCUCUCUCUCUCUCUCUGUCGCUCUGUCUCCUUCGCUCUCUCUCUCUCACUGUCUCUCUCGGUCUAUCUCUCGCUCCGUCUCUCUCUCUCUGUCAGUCUCUGUCUGUCUGUCUGUCUGUCUCUCUCUCUCAAUUCAAUUCCAUUAAAAAGGCUUUAUAGACAUGAAAAGUGUUAAAAACAGACAUUGCCAAAGCAAAUGUGUAAAUUUAUCAGAUCGUGAUAAUGUUGACUUCACUUCCCUCUCUUUUCGAGAGGUACACGUCCAUCGGCAUGAUCACAAGAUGCAAAACACCAAAGCACUCCGAGAAGUUUUAGAUUUCGGUUCAAAGUUUUUUGGAGAGAAGAACUUAAACGUUCCUAAUUUUCUUGUGUCCAUAUUGACCCUGGUCAAUAGUUGUCCACUAUGCAGGGAAUAGAAGGCCAUUUGGGAUACAAUCUUGUGUAAUGACUUCAGUGCCGACUGUUGUUUUUCAAUAGGACUGUUUCUGUUUCUAGCACAUUUAUGUUGCAUAGAAAAGAAAAUGGGGUGGUGAGGCAUAUUUCAGACCAUAUAGCAUGUUUUCUCCUUCAACAUGAACCUUGAAUAGCAUGGAGGAUGUCCUCAAAUGGAAGAACAUGAAAAUGUUUGGCUA
Oncorhynchus keta (chum salmon) is the source of this 5362-nucleotide messenger RNA. Its product is annotated as G-protein coupled receptor 61-like. The transcript has 4 exons. Gene Ontology annotation, molecular function: G protein-coupled receptor activity. Gene Ontology annotation, cellular component: endosome; signaling receptor complex; plasma membrane. Lineage: Eukaryota; Metazoa; Chordata; Actinopteri; Salmoniformes; Salmonidae. Gene Ontology annotation, biological process: G protein-coupled receptor signaling pathway. Bases 879 to 2423 code for a protein of 514 amino acids. The record is from RefSeq and is a predicted model, not a curated record.